AAUUGUUAAUGUGCUUUGCUGUCACAACGUAAUACAUGCUUGCUGUGGCACAGGCAGCGGCAGUUCUUGGAACUGCACGCGCUCGGUGUACCCGUCUCGGAAGUCUAAUUGAGUUGAACCUACUUCAAAACCUACGUUCUGAGGACACAGAAAUGCAACUUAAGAACAGUAGUUUGGUUCGGAGCUGCGCGACGGCGCAUGGCCCCAAAUCUUCUUUCGGUGCUUGGCGCACCGUAUCCACAAAUUCUUGUCGAAAAUUGCUGCACAGUUCGUCUCAUGUUUAUAGACAGCGUGUGUCGGAAAGCCUGCCCAAACUGCGAUUUGGCUGCUUUUCCUCACCAGCCGCUCCGACUACUGUUGCACGCUCAUGCUCUACAUCACCAGCCAUUCAAACAUCCUCUCCACCGCCGGCUGAAAUCGAAGCGACCUGCCUCCGUUGCACCCUCGGCGCUAUCAGCGGCGACUUAGCAGAGGAGCUCGGUGACGUACUUCUCGCCAUGGGAGCUCAGUCCGUUGUCGUGCAGGAGCACCGCCCCCCCGGUGCCCCCGAGCAGCCCAUCUACGAGGACGGCUGCGAGGGCGGCACCGCGCUGUGGGACCGCUGCGACCUCAUUGCGCACUUCCCGCUGGAGGCGGACGUGGAGGGCACUCUGGCGCUGGCCGCGGUCGCGGUGGGGCUGCCUCCGCCCCAACCCUCGGACCCCCCGCAACAACAACCGCACCAGCAGCUACCCGACCAGCAGCAUGGGGUGACGGCAAGCGCUGUGGGCGCCGUCGGCUCGCAGGGUGAGGCUGCCGCCGCUGCUGCUACUGAAGAGGAGGAGGAGGAGGAGGUGUCAGUUGCUGCUGGUGGUGACGGCGGUGUGCUGACUUACCGCAUAGAGCCGGUUGCCAACGCGGGGUGGGUGGAGCAGAUCAAGGCCAGCUACGUGCCGCUGCAGUUGGCGGAGGACCUGUGGAUCACGCCAGAGUGGGGCUCGCUGGAGGGGGAGGAGGGGGAUGAGGGGGAGGGGGAGGAGCAGCAUGGGGAGGAGGGGCAGCAGGAGGCGCAGCAUGGACAGGGAGUGGUGAACAUCCUGCUUCAACCCGGAGUGGCGUUUGGAACGGGCGAGCACCCCACCACCCGGCUGUGCCUGCUGGCCCUACGCCAGCUGGCGGCAGGGGGCGGGCUGGCGGGGGCGGCGGUGUGCGACUACGGCACCGGCUCGGGCGUGCUGGCCAUUGCGGCACUCAAGUACGGAGCGGCACGAGCGGUGGGAACCGAUAUUGACUCGUUGGCAGUUAAGGCGGCACAACGCAACGGCGCCCUCAACGGUUUCCAACCGCCCACCUUCACCGUAUUCCAAUGCGGAGGCGGAAUACACGACCCGGAACCCCUGGCAGCGGCAGCCGCUGCAGCAGCAGGCGGCGGAGGUGCCGCAGCGGCGGCUGGCGGUGCGGCGGCGGUAGCGGCGGCCGCCGGGGUGGUGGCAGCAGCCGGCGGCGGCGCAGCCGCCGCCGUCGUAGGCGGCGUGACGGCCGCUGCCGCUACUGCGGCGACGGCGGCAGUGGCGGCGGCGGCGACGGGAACCGUCAGCGGCGGCGCCGCCGUCGUCGUUGAUGAUGCGACGUUAGCGGCGACGUUGGCGGCGGCGGGUGGUGACGACCUGCAGCAGUUCGACCUGGUGGUCGCCAACAUACUGCGGGGCCCACUGGUGGAGCUGCAGCCGCGGCUGUCCGGCUACGUGCGGCCCGGCGGGCGGCUGCUGCUGUCGGGCAUCCUGGCGGAGCAAGCGCCCGAGGUGAUAGCGGCCUACUCGCCGCAGUUCGGGGACUUCUCCAUGCAGGUGGAGCAGCAGUGGGCGGCGCUGAUGGCGACCAAGCGCGGCAGCGACACCGCUGCUGCCACUGCUAUCACUUCCGAGCGACAGUAGCGGGGAGCAGUCAGCGAGCGGCAGUAGCGGGGAGCAGUCAGGAAGAAGUAGGGCUGGGAGGGAACGGGGCAGGGCCGCAGGGGUGGGCUGUGAGGGGUGCGUUGUUUGGGGAGGGGUUGGUUGGUGCGUCCGAAGGUGUUGACAGCAGUGGGUGGGUGGUAGGAGGUGGCAGGAGGAGGCUGCACCUCGCUCGUCACAUGUCCUCGAGGUGUGGCGAGUACGCGUGCUGGAUGGGACGAAUGAUUAGGUAAUACAUUCGGUUACUUCGGUGCUUAGGGGGAAAGUGAACUCGCUUUUGCUGUGCUUGCGUGAAUGCGGUUUGUCCCAUUGAGAUGGUGUGGUUUACAGCAGGUCUUUUAUUCAACGUGACCCCAUUUCCUCGGUCACUUUUUGCAUCCUCCUAUCUGCUCCUAUGGUUGCUAAACCGCUUCAAACAGAGAGUAACGGUAGUAGGUUACAUGGUGGGGUUACAUGUAUGCAGGUUACCGGUACAUACCGGCAUCGACCUCAUAUAUUGCACACGUAAUAUACUCCCAUGCCACACAA
Molecule: messenger RNA, 2459 nt
Organism: Astrephomene gubernaculifera
Lineage: Eukaryota; Viridiplantae; Chlorophyta; Chlorophyceae; Chlamydomonadales; Astrephomenaceae
Source: the annotation of a GenBank genome assembly